Messenger RNA from Paraglomus occultum, 120 nucleotides. NCBI's taxonomy places the organism in Eukaryota, Fungi, Glomeromycota, Glomeromycetes, Paraglomerales, Paraglomeraceae. The record is from the annotation of a GenBank genome assembly.
CUUUACAAAACGAAGACAUUGAUGUUCGGAUUUCAGGUCCGUCAUUGCCACCACUCGAAAAUGUAAUUGAAACUGCUGAUGACAAUUUGGUUGAUGAAGACGAGGGGGAAAAGUCCUUCC